AUGGAGAAACUUUUAAAAAUUGCUUGCAUUCAGUUGAAAGUUGGGACUAACAAGACUGAAAAUGUCACGAGGGCAAUUGAAAAAAUUCGAGAAGCCAAAGUGAAAGGCGCUGAGUUAGUGACUUUGCCAGAAUGUUUUAAUUCUCCUUAUGGUGCCAACUUCUUUCAACAAUACGCAGAGUCAGUUCCGGAUGGUGAAACAUCAAGACGUUUGUCAGAAAUCUCAAAGGAACUUGGCAUUUAUAUAAUUGCUGGGUCAAUUCCUGAAUCGAAGGUGAACAAAAUUUACAACACUUCGACGAUUUGGGAUCCUAAUGGAAAUCUUAUCGCAACAUAUCGAAAGAUGCAUUUAUUUGACAUGGGCAUGCCUUAUGUGUCAGGAGAAAUCCCAUUCAAAGAAUCAGAUUCUUUAGCUCCUGGAAACAGUUUCACAACUUUCGAUGUAAAAGAUUUCAAAAUUGGUGUAGGAAUUUGUCAUGACAUUCGAUUUGAUGAGUUCGCAAAGGUUUAUCGGAAGAAAGGUUGCAACUUACUGGUCUAUCCUAGUGCUUUUGACAUGAAAACGGGAGCUUUACUUUGGGAAGUGUCAACGAGAGCGAGAGCAAACGAUAAUCAAUGUUACGCGGUUUCGAUAUCCCCGGCUAGAAAUGAAAAUGCUGACUAUCUUGCAUGGGGUCAUACAAUGAUUGUUGAUCCGUGGGCUAAAAUAGUGCAAAUAGCUGGAAGCGAAGAAGAAGUUCUUAUGGCUGAUUUAGAUCUUUCCCUUGUUGAUGAAGUUCGUGCUAAUAUUCCGAUCUUCAAUCAACGACGAAGUGAAAUUUAUGACACGAUUGAGAAAUGA
Messenger RNA from Clunio marinus, 840 nucleotides. The record is from the annotation of a GenBank genome assembly. NCBI's taxonomy places the organism in Eukaryota, Metazoa, Arthropoda, Insecta, Diptera, Chironomidae.